Myotis myotis is the source of this 1552-nucleotide messenger RNA. It is a transcript of the gene FOXS1, whose product is annotated as forkhead box S1. Gene Ontology annotation, biological process: regulation of transcription by RNA polymerase II; cell differentiation; anatomical structure morphogenesis. The record is from RefSeq and is a predicted model, not a curated record. The coding region runs from base 314 to 1309 and encodes 331 amino acids. NCBI's taxonomy places the organism in Eukaryota, Metazoa, Chordata, Mammalia, Chiroptera, Vespertilionidae. The transcript has a single exon. Gene Ontology annotation, molecular function: DNA-binding transcription factor activity, RNA polymerase II-specific; RNA polymerase II cis-regulatory region sequence-specific DNA binding.
CCAGCCACCACCACACAGCACAUGUGGGCUGAGGGUCUCACUCAGUCCCUUCCUUCCCAACUUCUUACCCCUGGCAGCUGCUCAAAACUUCCCAAUCCAGGCCUCCUGCCCGCCCUCUUGGGCCUUGGAGGAGGGGGUGAGGGAAGAAGGGAGGGCAGCCUGGCGGGCCCACCCCCUUUUGCCUUUCCAGGCUGGGAGGCUGGGCCAGUGGGCCUUUUAACCAGCCUGGGCGGGCUGUGCCGGACACCAGCCCUGGACGCAGUGCCUGGCUCCCGUGGUCCUGGCAGCCGCCAGCCCGGCCAGCCCAGCCAGCAUGCAACAGCAGCCCCCACCCGGGCCCCUGGCCCCUGCAGCCGAGCCCACCAAGCCCCCCUACAGCUACAUAGCCCUGAUCGCCAUGGCCAUCCAGAGCUCCCCGGGGCAGCAGGCCACGCUCAGCGGCAUCUAUCGCUACAUCAUGGGCCGCUUCGCCUUCUACCGCCACAACCGGCCCGGCUGGCAGAACAGCAUUCGCCACAACCUGUCACUCAACGAGUGCUUUGUCAAGGUGCCCCGUGACGACCGCAAGCCAGGCAAGGGCAGCUACUGGGCACUGGACCCCGACUGUCACGACAUGUUCGAGCACGGCAGCUUCCUGCGCCGACGCCGACGCUUCACCCGGCGAGCAGGUGCCCAGGGCGCCACGGGCCUGGCCAAGGCACGCCGAGGGCCCCUCAGAGCCACCAGCCAGGAGGACCCCGGAGUCCCCGAUACCACGACGGGCAGGCAGUGCCCGUUCCUGCCGGAGCUGCCAGAGCCCAAAAGCCUAACCUUUGGGGGGCUGGUGGGGACCUUGCCAGCCAGCAUGUGCCCGGCCACCACUGAGGUCAGGCCCCGGCCAUCUGCGGAGCCCAAAGAGAUGCCCACACCCAAGCCUGCAGGCUCAGGGGAGCUCCCCAUGGGCACCUCAUCUUCCUCGUGCCCGGCCUUCGGCUUUCCUGCCAGCUUCUCGGAGGCUGAGGGUUUUAGCAAGGCCCCUACGCCCAUCCUGACCCCCGAGGCGGGCCUUGGGAGCAGUUACCAGUGCCGGCUGCAGGCCCUGAAUUUCUGCAUGGGCACCGACCCCGGCCUGGAGCACCUCUUGGCCUCAGCAGCGCCCUCCCCGGCGCCUCCCACCCCUCCCGCUUCACUGCGGGCCCCGCUGCCCCUGACAGCCGAUCCCAAGGAGCCCUGGGCUGCAGGCAGCUUCCCUGUCCAGGGAGGCUCUGGCUUCCCGUUGGGGCUGACCCCCUGCCUAUACCGGACACCAGGAAUGUUCUUCUUUGAGUGAAGCCGGCCUGGCCUUGGGCAGUCCCUGCCACUCCGCCCUCCAGGCUGAGCCUGGCUGUCGGAUCGGGGAGCUCUCAAAGGACCCAGGGCUGGCAAGGCAACGACAACUGCGACAGGAAGCCAAGAUGGGAGUGUGAACACUCAACCCGCCCCCAGGACCUCCGGACAGACUGGGGGGAGGGGAAGCAGAGCCCCCGUAAGGUGUCCUCUGUGGCUCUCAGCCAAUAAAGCCAGUUGAUGAUGA